Molecule: messenger RNA, 2121 nt
Organism: Brenthis ino (lesser marbled fritillary)
Lineage: Eukaryota; Metazoa; Arthropoda; Insecta; Lepidoptera; Nymphalidae
Source: the annotation of a GenBank genome assembly
AUGGAUUCUAAGUAUGCUUCAGUUGGUAGAGAAAGGGACACGAAAAAUUCCUAUGAUAUAAAGGUUAAGAGAAUUAAAUUAAAUAUUGAUAAUAGUAAUUUAGUAACCAAGGAUAAUGAAAAGGUUAAUGGUAAAAUAAGUAAUGGUGUCGAUCAAAUUAAUAAAGCUAGUAAUUUUACAUCUCAAGAGAACAAUGACGUUGUGGAAGAAGAACGAAAGGCUUUGCCUGUUUAUAUGGUACGAGGAAGGCUUAUAGAAGAAAUUAAGAAACAUAGUACAAUGAUAUUGAUUGGUGAAACUGGAAGUGGCAAAACUACACAAGUUCCUCAACUGAUUCAUGAAUAUCUCUUAGGAAAUAAAUACUGCAUAGCUAUAACGCAACCUCGCAGAGUAGCUGCGAUUACCUUAGCUUUGCGAGUAGCAGAUGAAAUGAAAACUGAAAUUGGACUAACUGUGGGAUACUCUGUCAGGUUUGAAGAUGUUACAAGUCCCAGGACUAAAGUAAAAUAUUUAACUGAUGGUAUGCUACUUAGAGAGGCAGUGAAUGAUCCUCUUCUAAAGAAAUAUUCUGUUAUAAUACUGGAUGAAGCCCAUGAACGCACUGUUAAUACUGAUAUUCUUUUUGGUAUUGUAAAGCUAGCACAAAAGGAAAGAAAUGAACAAAAAUUAAAUUCUUUAAAGGUCAUUAUAAUGUCGGCAACAAUGGAUGUAGAUUCAUUUAGAAAAUUUUAUAAUAACUGUCCUGUGAUAUAUUUAGAAGGAAGGACUUAUCCAGUAACAAUUUACCAUUCAAAGAUGAAACACGAAGAUUAUCAAUAUGCAGCAGUCUGUACUAUCUUCCAGUUGCAUGCAACGGCACCAGCCAAUCAUGACUUCUUAGUAUUUCUAACUGGUCAAGAGGAAAUAGAAACUGUAAUGAGUAACAUAAAGCAGAUAGCAAAGGAGUCGACAGGACCCCCAAUAAAAGUUUGUCCGUUAUAUGCGGGACUGCCGGCCGCAAAGCAAUUACAAGUCUGGAAAAAAUUGCCGCCAGGCGUGAGGAAGAUUGUUCUAGCAACUAACAUAGCUGAAGCCUCCGUUACAAUACCACAGAUAAAAUACGUAAUCGAUACUGGUGUUGUAAAGGAAAGGACGUGGUGCACCAGGACGGGCGCGGAGCGGCUGGCGGUGCGCGCGUGCUCGCAGGCGGCGGGCUGGCAGCGCGCCGGCCGCGCGGGCCGCACCGCCGCCGGCGCCGCCUACCGCCUCUACACCGCCGACGACUUCCGCGCGCGCGCCCACCACAACGACCCCGAGAUUGUCAGAUGCCCCUUAUCUUCAACGAUGUUGAUGUUGAUCGCUACCGGAAUGGAUCCCAGUACGUUUCCUUUGAUAGACGCACCGCCAAGAGACUCCAUACAGGCUGCACUGCUUUUAUUAAAGGAAUUAGGUGCCAUAGACAAUGAGAACAAUCCUAAAUUAAGUAUUUUAGGGAAAAAAAUGACGGCCUUUCCAAUUGAUCCGAAAUAUUCCAAAAUACUUUUGUGUGCUCCAGAAUACAACUGCCUUGAAGAGGCCCUUAGUUUAGUGGCAGUAAUGUCCAGCGAAAAUGUGUUUCACACACCAUUACACAAAAGGGAAGAAGCAUUUAAAGUGAAACAAAAAUUUAUAUCGCCCCUCGGAGAUCAUAUCACACUUUUAAAUGUUUAUAAAGCGUUUUGCAAAGCUCCCCUGAAAAAGCAAUGGUGCAAAGAGAAUUAUAUAAACCAUAAGAAUUUGUCAUACGCAUAUGAAGUGAGACAACAACUGCUGUCCGUGUGCCAACGGUUGAACUUAGCCGUCACUAGUUGCGGGACAGUGUUGGAUCAGUUGCUGAAAUGUCUGCUAAGCGGUCUAUUCACUAACUGCGCAUGGGCCCGCUCGGGCGCGGGCGCCGGCGGCCGCUACGUGACGAGCGCGGGCGCGGCGGCCGCGCUGCACCCCGCCGGCGCGCUGCACGCCGCAAGGCCGCCGCCGCCCGCGGUCCUGUACACGGAGCUGCUACACACGAAACGGUCCUACCUCGUUACUGUAUCUGCUAUACAACCGCAGUGGCUUCACCAGGUCGCACCAGAAUAUGCCCGACGAUGUCGCGCCAAUCGG